Molecule: messenger RNA, 959 nt
Organism: Astyanax mexicanus (Mexican tetra)
Lineage: Eukaryota; Metazoa; Chordata; Actinopteri; Characiformes; Acestrorhamphidae
Gene: tnnt2b
Product: troponin T type 2b (cardiac)
Exons: 12
Biological process (GO): sarcomere organization; regulation of muscle contraction; cardiac muscle contraction
Cellular component (GO): troponin complex
Molecular function (GO): troponin I binding; tropomyosin binding; troponin C binding
Source: RefSeq, a predicted model, not a curated record
CCGUCAUCUAUCUUACUGUGCUGUCUGCUUCUUUGCACAGAGGAGGAGGAGCAAGUAGAGCAGGAGGAGGAGGAGGAGGUGGAGGAGCAGGAGGUAGAAUUGAAGGAGGAGGUGGAGGAAGCCCUUGAGGACACAGCUGGUCAGGAAACAGGUGAGGCUGUGGAACAUGAAGAGGAAGAAGAGGCAAAACCGAAACCGAAAUCAUUUCUACCACCUUUAGUACCUCCCAAAAUCCCUGAUGGGGAGAAAGUUGACUUUGAUGAUAUUCACCGUAAGCGCAUGGAGAAGGACCUGACUGAGCUUCAGUCUCUAAUCGAGGCACACUUCGAGAGCAGAAAGAAAGAAGAAGAGGAACUCGUCGCCCUUACUCUACGAAUCGAAAAACGACGAUCUGAAAGAGCUGAGCAGAUGAGAAUCCGGGCGGAGAAAGAGCGAGAGCGGCAGAACAGGGUGGCGGAAGAAAAGGCGCGAAAGGAAGAAGAAGAAGCGAAGAAGAAGGCCGACGACGACGCCAAGAAAAAGAAAGUUCUUACCAACCUUCAGUACACUGGAUACAUGCAGAAGACGGACAGGCGUGGCCCGAAGAAGCAAACAGAGAGGGAGAAGAAGAGGAAGAUCCUUUCUGAGCGUCGUAAAGAGCUACACAUCGACCACCUGAACGCAGACAAGCUCAGAGACAAAGCCAAUGAUCUUUGGAAGUGGAUGUACCAACUGGAGGCGGAGAAAUUCGAACUGCAGUACAAAUACACCCGCCAGAAAUACGAGGUAACUGUGCUGAGGAACAGAGUCAGUGACCACCAGAAGAGUACCAAAGGACCGAGGAGCAAAAGAGGCCUGAGGAAGUAGAACAUCAUCACUGGAGGAACCAGAGGAGCGUUGGUUCUUCAGUGACGUCAUGACUGUUCCUUGUUAUUCUAUAAUGGAUUGUGAUUAAUAAACCAUGACAUAUGAUGACCUGA